Messenger RNA from Clonostachys solani, 816 nucleotides. The record is from the annotation of a GenBank genome assembly. Lineage: Eukaryota; Fungi; Ascomycota; Sordariomycetes; Hypocreales; Bionectriaceae.
AUGGAUGAUCCUGAGGCCGUUGGCCUCCCCUUACGGCGCCUCGACCAGGUUGCGUGGGCGUACAGCCGGUAUACAGGCAUUUUUGAAAACCCAGACACGAUACAGGAACAAAUUCCCAACACCAACUACCUCGGUGCCGGCAUUGCCGACAAGAUACCCUGGAUGAUCGAAGCGCCGUUGAAUACCGUGGAAAUUAUCGAGGCUAUUUUGAAACCAAAGGAGCCCUUUCAAGUCUAUACUGCUCACCAUUUCUCCCGGGGAUGUGUAGAGGCUACUGCCUAUCGGGGUGAAAGAAAGCAGAAGCUUUACCAAGAAUAUUGCCGCUUCCAAGGCCGUUUAGAGAGGGACCGUCAGAUAAGUUUUAUAAUGGUUACCCAAUACGAUAUCUGGGCAAUUCGCGACGUUACAUGGCCAAUGUUUACACCGACUGUACUGAAUUAUAUUUCAGUUCCAUGGACCUUUCGGGAGAGAAAGACUCUUGAAAGUCCUUGGGCCCUUGUCUUCCACGGAAGAAAUGACCCAGUCACACAGGAUUACCAACACCGACUUGACUUAUUGGUGGACAAGCUUGAUAUUGCUGGCCGCAGCAUUGAUUCACGCAGCUAUCUACGACCUGGCACUAUCCCGCUUCCUGAGUGUAUCUGGGACUGGUUUGCUGGUAUCCCAGGAAAGGAGGAGGCUGCUUUCUAUUAUUGGCGCGAGGAUGGUGUUUCUACAGUACAAGAGAAGGACGGUUCAAACGAUUCAAGGCGAGAUGAUCUAGCCGAGACAGACGGUGAGGGAAGUCUGGACAUAGGAGUUGACGCAUCUACCUGA